Messenger RNA from Cylindrotheca closterium, 390 nucleotides. Lineage: Eukaryota; Bacillariophyta; Bacillariophyceae; Bacillariales; Bacillariaceae. The record is from the annotation of a GenBank genome assembly.
AUGCCCGGAAAGAUAGCGAUCUACUGUGCGGGAGUUGUCUUCAACACCGCUGUUCUGCAUCACCAACAAGCCAUCAAGACUGGAAACUCGGCAUCCCUAGAUCGAGCAGCCAAGCUAUAUGAAGCAAGUCUUCAUCUCGUUGGGCAGCACGUUCAUGCAGAUUGCAACAACACCGUCUCACUUAUUGCCAUGGCCGCCAGCAAUAACUUGGCUCAAAUUGAGUUGGAGAAAGGGCUCGUGGAACAAGCAUGCAGUAGGCUACAAGUUCUUCAGACUGUUAUUCAGUCUUUGCGACCCGUCAUUAUUCAGAUCUUAACCAUGAGUGAAUUUCAAGGCAUGCUAUCAAAUAUUUUACUUGCAGAAGGUGUGACUACGUCACCAGCUGCCUAA